This is a messenger RNA of Sus scrofa (pig), 2996 nucleotides long. RefSeq names its product PILR alpha associated neural protein (gene PIANP). The record is from RefSeq and is a predicted model, not a curated record. Gene Ontology annotation, cellular component: membrane. Gene Ontology annotation, biological process: regulation of immune response. NCBI's taxonomy places the organism in Eukaryota, Metazoa, Chordata, Mammalia, Artiodactyla, Suidae.
UGUGACCCCUUCACCCUCUGUUUCCCUCCGACCUUUACUCUCUUCCUGUCUGUCCGUCGGCAUCCUCCAGCUGCUGAUUUUUUGUGCAUCCCCCAAUCCAUCCUUUUGGGACUGAUCCCCCACCCACCCACUCCCUCUUCACCUUUCUCCUUUCUCAAGCCUCCCCAGCCUUCCGUCUCUCUCAGCCCAUCAUCCUUUCGAGUCUCUCCUCACCGCUCACUUCCCUGUUCCCUUCCCCCCAGACUCUCCCAUCUUAUUCCACUGUUAUUCUCUGAGAGUGCUUCAUGUUCAGAUUUAGACCCAGAAUCCAGAGGAAACUGAAUGUCGUACCCUCAUUCACCGGGGAGCCUGCCCUCCCCCUGGAUCCACCGCCUUCAGCUCUGAGAAGGUGUCCUCCCCUUUCAAAACCAUCCAUCCCCUUUCUCCCAGGACUCUCUCCCCAGGAGAGCUGCAUUUGAGGGGGUGGCCUCUUCCCAACUCCACCUCCCUUCGGAGGGCUCCUGUGCAUUUGGAUGAUUAACCACUGAGAAAACAUUAUAUCCUGUAGUUUUUCCCCCACCCACUUCUCUCUUUCUCUGUCUCUUUCAUUCCUUCCUUCCAUCUCCUCUUGCCCCACGCCUGAAAAUGCAGGUUCCUGGGGCCAGCCUCAUAAGAGCAAUGCUUCUGACUCCAAGCCGGGUGGGCAGGCCCUCUACAGACACACACGUUCACACACUCACUCAGAUUGACUUCCUCUUCCCUCCCCCCCUCAGACUCCCUCCCUCUCAGUAGGUGCUCAAGGAAUCACAAGGUUCUUGGCUCUAAAUUAAGAUCCAAGAAAAGCUUGGAGCUGUGGGCAGAGGAAAUGAGAAGGCAGGAAGCCAGAGAAGUGAGAGUAGACCCUGGGUUAAGGAGUAAAGGCUGAAAACCCGGGUCACCUCUGAGGAAGAUCUCGGACAUGGAGUCCAGGAUGUGGCCUGCACUGCUGCUGUCCCAUCUCCUCCCUCUCUGGCCACUGCUGUUGCUGCCCCUCCCACCGCCUGCUCAAGGUUCCUCCUUCUCCCCUCAAACCCCACCAGCCCCUGCCCGGCCCCCCUGUGCCCGGGGAGGCCCCUCGGCCCCACGCCACGUGUGCGUGUGGGAGCGGGCACCCCCACCAAGCCGAUCCCCUCGGGUCCCAAGAUCACGUCGGCAAGUCCUGCCAGGCACAGCGCCCCCAGCCACCCCAUCAGGCUUUGAGGAGGGGCCACCCUCAUCCCAGUACCCCUGGGCUAUUGUGUGGGGCCCAACAGUGUCUCGAGAGGAUGGGGGGGACCCCAACUCUGCCAAUCCUGGAUUUCUGCCCCUGGACUAUGGUUUUGCAGCCCCCCAUGGGCUGGCUACCCCACACCCCAACUCAGACUCCAUGCGGGGUGAUGGAGACGGGCUCAUCCUUGGAGAAGCACCUGCCACCCUGCGGCCGUUCCUGUUCGGGGGCCGUGGGGAAGGUGUGGACCCUCAGCUCUAUGUCACAAUUACCAUCUCCAUCAUCAUUGUCCUGGUAGCCACCGGCAUCAUCUUCAAGUUCUGCUGGGACCGCAGCCAGAAGCGGCGCAGGCCCUCUGGGCAGCAAGGUGCCCUGAGGCAGGAGGAGAGCCAGCAGCCGUUGACAGACCUGUCCCCAGCUGGGGUCACUGUGCUGGGGGCUUUCGGGGACUCGCCCACCCCCACCCCUGACCAUGAGGAGCCCCGAGGGGGACCCCGGCCCGGGAUGCCCCAGCCCAAGGGGGCUCCAGCCUUCCAGUUGAACCGGAUUCCCCUGGUGAAUCUGUGAUGCCCCCCAAUGUUGGGGAGCCGCCAAGCAGGAGGCCAAGGGGCUGGCAUAGCCCCCAUCCCGCUGAGGGUGGGGCAGCUGUGGGCGCGGGGGCUCCUGCCCUGAACCGCACUUCGGAAUGCUCCCUGGCCUACAGGCGAGCCCACCUGUCACCCUCCUUUAGGUGGGGGCCUCACAUAUCUGUGGCUUCUGGUCCCCCCCUCCUCACCCUUGCACACUCACAUGAAAGCCUUGUACACUCACCUCUCUCCUCACAGGCCCUUGCACACACUCACGCUCUUGUACAGCCAGUCUCCCUGUCCAUACCUCUCCCCUCUGAGGACCUUCCCUUUUGUUUCACAGUUUUCACUUUCUCUUCUCCCACAUCCCGGCACUCAGCCCAUCACUCAGUGGCCAGCGGGUGACUCCCGUGACCUCUCAUGUGCAUUUCCUGGCCCCGUGUUGUGAUGUUGUGUGUUGUGCCCACACUCUGCCUCGUGAACACCCACUGACCCAGUUUCUGUAGCCCCUGCAUGCUGCCCCGAGGUGGGUGGGAGGCGAGCUGGGGGCUCCCCAGGCCCCCCCUCUGUCCCGGUCCCAUCCCGGUCCACAUCAUGGGUUUCGCUGUCUCCCCCAUCCCGCUCUGAGGGCACACGCAUUACCCUGCAGGCUCCCCCAUGGGAAUGGGAGCAGUGAGGCCCCCAACUCCUCCCCCUCCCCACUGCUAAAUUAUGUUGUCUGGGAGAUGGCUUUUGGGGAGUCACUUGCUGCACCACAUGAGAAAGGGGCUCCCGUUUGCCCUCCCCUGGCUCCUUAGUCCCUGUCUUGUCUGUCUUGGCUAUCCGUGUAUGUCACUCUGGAAUUCAGAGCAACCCUCGCCCCAGUCCUCCACUUCCCAGCCUCCCUGAGGGCCUCCCUAACUCCACCUAGGCUGCCAGGGGACUGGAGCCAGCUGGUUCAAGGCCAUCGGGAGCUCUGCCUCCCAAUUUCCCCCUCUCUGCCCCCCUCCCUCCCUGGUUCCUCUGCUCUCCCUCCUCUCACCCCCACCCCUGAGGUCUGUCCCGACUUCUCACAGCUUUCCCACCUUCCUUCUUGCCUCUCUUACCUGGCUCCUAUGCUGUGAUAUAUAUUUUUGUAUUAUCUCUUUCUUCUUGUGGUGAUAAUCUUGAAUUCUUGUGGGAUGUAAGUUUCAAAAAAAAUUUUCAAAUAAAGCCUUUGCAAGAUA